Messenger RNA from Rubroshorea leprosula, 991 nucleotides. The record is from the annotation of a GenBank genome assembly. Lineage: Eukaryota; Viridiplantae; Streptophyta; Magnoliopsida; Malvales; Dipterocarpaceae.
AAACAGAGGCAUCUGGAACUUUCACACCUAAGUUUUCUUUAUUACCUGCUCCUUUUGCAGAAAGAUGCGACUUGGUCGAGGGAAUCCCAGAAAUUUCCAAGAAAUUUCGAAUUAAUUGUUGCCUCGGGUAGUUGCCCACUUUUGAAGUUGAUGUUUACGAGUAAAUUACGCAAACAGCUGGCUUGAUAAAGGUGCCAAGAGGAAGUUGACUCGGCUUUGCCAUCUAUAAAAGAACUACGGGAGGAGAAAGCAUCCAACGAAGCAACCGCCCAAACCAUCCCUCUGUCGCAGAUAUCUUCGAUGCGUGUGGAGUACACAUCCGAAGAGGUGAAGGACAAUGCCCCGAUUAAACCACCAAAUCAAAAAAUUGAGGGCAGAGAUGAAAGAAAUUGGUAAGGAACAAAGAAGUAUAAGAAAGGGACAAAAAAAGGUGCGAGAAAAACUAGAAGCUGUGGAAUCAAAAUGCCAGGAGCUCCGCAGAGAGACUAAGCUGGUAAUACAGCAGAGUAACAACACCAGAAUCCGUUUGGCUCUUAUGCUUCAAAUCCUCAAAGCAAGACAAGCGAACGAUUUUGUCAAAGCAACUCUCCUCACCCAGGCCUUACGUGAAAUUAUUGCAAAACAGAAUAAAAAUCUUGAGCUACCAAUUAUCAACUAUCAACUAUCAGAAAAAAACUUAAGAGAUCUCGAAUAAUAAACAAAUAAAAGGGAGCAAACUUCUUCUCGAGGUCUUUUCAGUUACGGGUGAUCGAGAGUUCCUAUUAGCAGUUUGCGUCAUUGAAAAUUUAAGACUUUACGUUUAGUAGUUAUUUGCAGUUUCAGUGUUCGUUUUGUGUGCAAGUUUUAAAAGACAUAUAAUGUACCUUGAAUGUGUACUUUUAACUUAUCAUAAUCCCGAUGAAAUGACGGGAUUUCUGUUGUACGCUUUGAUAAAUUUUUUUCGCUUCCAAUUUGUUUAUCUUUUCUUAGGAAUUAAAUUAAAUCAAAUGGU